Molecule: messenger RNA, 4158 nt
Organism: Tripterygium wilfordii
Lineage: Eukaryota; Viridiplantae; Streptophyta; Magnoliopsida; Celastrales; Celastraceae
Exons: 3
Coding region: 1418-4006 (862 amino acids)
Biological process (GO): defense response to other organism
Source: RefSeq, a predicted model, not a curated record
AAUAUUUCCUUAUAACUGCUCCAUCAUUUCCACCAUGUAUUUGGGAUCAAAAUGACAAAUUGACAACCAGAAUAGGCUUCUGAUAGAGGGCAAUGAGUUCAUGUUUAUCAUCUUUUAGGGAUUAUAAAUGGGUGCAUGAAUUAACAAUGAUAACCUGAAUUUCAUACAUUUUGGGUCGGCUACAUAAAUUGAUAAUAGAAAUGUAGCAAAGAGUGGGGUCUGAGUGCUAUGUUGGGCUACAUGAAUCCAUAAUAGAAAUAUUCGACAUGCAUAGUUAUUCCCCAAGCCCAUCUAUUUUAGUUUUUAUUGGCAGUGCUAAUCAGUCUUAAAAAAUUUAUUCUGAUAAAAAGCAUCAACUCGUUUAGUCCAACUACUUAACAAACUUUGGAACACUGCAAGAGCCUUCUUCAAUAAAAUGGAUAUAUUAAGUAAAUAAUUUAUAUUAUUACUUAUAUUACUAGGAAGUUAGUUGGGUAUAGCAAGUCAUGUUGAAUUCUCUUGGUCUUUUUUAAAAACCUUGACCAGGAUUUUCAUUGCAUGAUUUUGAGAUUAAUUAAUAGAUGUAAAUGAGAAACAAAGGAAGAAAACCCCAUGAGCAUUGAAUUGACAAACAAUGUGAAGUUGGGAAGCCAUCAUCUGUGUAACAUCCCUUGUAGGCACCAUAUGAGGAAGACUCAUUUGCCAGGCUGCUUAUAUUUUGAUUACUGCUUAUUGUUCAGCACAUGUGAAAUCAAGUUGCUAAUUUUUAAAUUGCUACUUUUUUAAUCAAACUUGUUGAUGUUAAAUUUUAUUUUCGUUUCAAUAAUCUGGACUCACGUAUGCAUGUUGACGCACUUGCCUUGUCAACUUAUUUUUUUAUAAUGAGAGGACUUCACCAUUUCUGUUUUUAAUUUUCUUCAAUGCAUACUAACUACUUGCAACAACCAAUGAAGGGGUCCACAUAUUAAGAGAAUUGAGGAGCUUCUAUUCUCAUUUUUGACUCAUUAUUGUAUUUUGGUUACAAACUACCGCAUAGAAUUGGUCCAUGUUUUUUGCAAACAACCCUUGAUAUCCUUAUUUUUUUUCUCUUCAAACAUGGUAGGUGUGAAAUUCCCAAGCAAGUCUUAUACUCUUUUGUUUGUCCAAAUAUGGUAAAUCUGUGUUGGUGCUCAGACGGUAAGCUAAUUAUUACUUUAAUUCUUAGGUUGAGGAGAAACAUCUUUCCAUGCACUUUAGUGAGAGAUCAUGCGAUCAUUAUUUAUAAAUUAGCUGUUGACUUUGAAGGUUUCACAGCCCUGUUACAGUGUGAUCAGCUGACUUUUCCUGGGGCUGAAUGCCUAUAAGAUGGUCAUUGAUUUAAGGUUGAUAGUAUAUCAAUACAAGCAUUGACUUCUAAGCCUGUGCUACCUUUCCAUUAUUCUUCUUUCUUUCUUCUGUGAUGGCUUCAUCUAAUGAUCCCUCUCAACAGAAGAAUACUGUAGAAAUCUUGAACAUUGAACAAAUCUUUGAAACCAUAUCUAAGUUGCAUGCAAGUCUCAGGACCUCUUUCCAUCAGGCCAACGGCAAUAUCAAUGGUAGUGGCAUCAGCAAUGGCAACACCAACGGCACUACCGGCAAACCAGAGGUUCUUGAAAAUGAUCCAUUGGAGAAAUUGCGAAAUGAUCUCAACUACAUGCAAUACGCCUUCAAGAAUCUCAGAGAAUAUGAGAAAGAUGUCAGUAGACCUAUCUUGACGCUGAGACGUAAUCUGGAAAGCAUUAUUGGAACUGAUGGCAGUGAGCAGCAAAAGAUUAACAGAAUCAGCAAAGACAUUGGAAACUUGAAUAGCCAGAUUCCACCUACUCGCAAAUUUAGUUCUACAAGGGCUGGUGCUCAUCAGGACUUGUUGAUGGGCCAUGGAUUUGGAGCUCACAAAGUGCCUAAUCUACACUUCAAUGAUGCCUUCCUCACCAGCAUCCAUUACGAAGAGUUGCAAAGAUCUUUUAAGACACUGAAGGAUGACAGGCAAUUGUGCUUGUUGUGUUUAGCUGUCUUCCCUGAAAACACGGUGGUGAAGAGGAGAUUGCUGACGUAUUGGUGGGCCGGAGAGCGGUUAUUGGAUCCUUCAGCCAACGUAGACAAGACCCUGGAAGAAAUGGCCAAUGACGUUCUUGAGGAGCUAGAGGCAAAAGGGUUUAUUGAGCCUGUUAACAAGAAGCGAGAGCUAAAAACAAACAGCUUUAAGAUGCAGCCUGUAGCGCGCUCGGCGGUGAUCGAGCUUGCCAAAAAACAUAAGUUCUUUAACUAUGAUUCUGAUGGGAAUCCAACUGCAGAUUCCUCAAUAUGUAAUAGGGCAUGCUGGCUAAAAGUUGAAGGAGAAUCUUCUGGCAAGGCAUUAGUCAAUAGCUCCAACAUGGAUCAGGAGGCUUCAAAGAAUAUAUGGAAGGAUGGAUGUAUCAAGCAUCCUGAAGAACUGGAGACAUUAUUCAAUGUUAGUGAGCCAUUUCCUGAUAUACCAUUGGAAGAAUUCUCAAAAAUGCGGAAGCUCAAUGUUCUCUGCCUUGGGAGGUGGCAGAAAUCAGAUACCCAGAAGUCGGCAGAGCAUCAUAUUGAAGUUGAGAGCACUGAGUUCUUGAAAGGGUUGAACAAUAUGAGUUCCUUACGGUUUCUGAGUCUUCAAGGAAUCUCUAGAAUUGACAAAUUCCCAAGCUCCGGUAACAAGUUCACCAAAUGGACUACCACUACCAAAUUGGCUUCCAAUUUGAUGAUUCUAGAUCUCAAGAACUCUCACAAUCUAGAAGUACUUCCAGAUUGGCUGAAGUCCCUAACGAAUCUCACUCACUUGGAUAUAUCUGAGUGUUUUUUGCUAAAUAGCAUGCCCAAGGAGCUGUCUUCCCUCUCAAAACUCCAAGUUCUUAAAGGGUUUGUGAUAAGUGAUGACAAAAAGGAAAGCCCAUGUAAUCUAGCUGAUUUGGCAAAACUCAAGAAGCUUAGGAAACUCAGCAUCAACAUAAACAAGGUAGACUUUGCAAUAGAAGAAGGGUUAGCUGCUCUCAAAGAUCUUCAAGGGUUGAAGUCUCUGUCAAUAGCAUGGGGAGGAGACAAUAUCUCUAAGAUAAGGGAAGGCGCCCCAAAUCCAGGGACCAAAGACGAAAGAAAAAAGAAAGGGAGUGGUGAUACGAAGAAGAAGACAGCAAAUUCAGAGUUGAGUGAUAAAACACAGGUGCAUAUUAAAGACACUAACAAACAUAAGGCCAGAAGUUCAGAGAUUAUAGGUGAUAAGGAGCAACAAAACAUUGAUGCAGAACAGAAUGCUGGGAAUCCAAAGAUUGCAGAAAAGAAGAUGGAGCAAACAGGAAGUGUUGCAAAACCCAUUGCCAUGAAUGCAGAAAAGAAGACGGAGCAGACUGGCAGUGCUGCAAAACCCAUUGCCACGAAUGCAGAUACCAUAGACAUCAAAAGUCAGGAUGCAAGUGGUGAUGUAAGGAAGAAGGUAAGGUUUUCAGAGACGAGAGAGGAUAAAAAACAGGCAGAUGAUAAGGAGAAAGAAAAAAUUGUUCCUGCAGAACAGAAUCCAAAGGUUAGAGACAAAAAGCUGGAGCAAGGUAAAAAUGCAGCUAUAUCAAAGGCAGCCAAACAAGGAAUUCAUCCAGCUCAACUAGUAAGAUCAAUCUCAUUCCUCCCGCGCUCGCCUCAAAAUGCACCAGAGUACGAUAUUGUACUUCCUCCAAACCUAGAGAAACUAGACCUUCGUUGUUUCCCUGACAAAGCAAAACCCAGUUGGCUUGCACCUGAGAAUCUAAAAAAGCUGAACAAACUCUGCAUCAGAGGAGGAAGCCUUACAAAUCUAGGUGAAGUUCAGGAAAAUAAAGUCCAUAAUUGGAAGAUCAAUAUUUUAUAUUUGAAGUAUCUGGAAGAAAUGAAGAUAAACUGGACUACAUUGCAAGCAUUGUUUCCAGAUUUGGAGUACUUUGAGAAAGUCAAAUGCCCAAAGAUCAGUCUCUGCCCUUGCGACGGGAUAGGAGUGUGGCUGAAAUCUGAACAAUGACACUAUGCAGAUAAGUAAAAUCAGGCAUAAGAACAUGUUAAUGUAAGAGGCUAAUUCAGCAUUUCAUGUAUGAUGAUUUAUUGAUUUUCUUCUAUCUAUGAAUGCUUAAUGAGAAAUGCGGCCUAAAACACUGCAUUUCUCAACUUGCGUUA